AUGAGUCAUUGGACAAAAAAAGACACUAAACAGAUCAUUUUUUCUCCCGAUUAUAUCACGACUGCAAGGAAACUCAGAAUGAAUGAUACAACAGAUGACGAACUAAUAAAAAUCGACGACUGUAUUGACACGUGGUCUUCACGAAUGGCAAGUGCAAGUGAUUUUCAACGUUUACACAAUGCAAUUUCAACUAAUCUAACUAAGAUUAGUAACAAUGCAACGGAUCUCGAAAGACUCGUCCAGAAAUUGGGUACGCCCGAAGACAGUGAACAAUUGCGUGAUCGAUAUCACCGUCUACAAAAUGAAACAAAAACUUUAAUGCAACAAACUAAUGAUGCAUUACAAGAACUCAAUAAUACACGUGUAUUAACCGAAGCCGAUCAGAGACGUAAAAAAACACUGACUGAAAAUUUGCCAAAACAAUAUUUAGCAACGUUAAAUCGUUUUCAAGAAGCACAACGUCUCGGAGCACGAAAAGAAAAGGAAAGUCUUGAUCGUGCACGUGCGAUAUCAUUCCGUCAACAAGGAAUAUCCGAUUCACCAUUCGCCGACAAUUUCGUCCCCAUGCCAACAUAUGAUCCUUUACAACAGCAAGCCGUUCUACCCAUUGAACAAGAAGUGGAUAUGAGAGCACUACGCGAACGUGAUGAACAAUUACGAGAACUUGAAACAAACAUUGUUGAAGUCAACGAAUUGUUCAAAGAUGUGGCUAAGUUAGUUCACGAGCAAGGUGGUGUUAUCGACUCUAUUGAUCAACAUAUAAUCAACACGGAAGUAAAUGUAACACAAGGAAAUCAGCAUUUAACCAAAGCUAUGACCUACCAGGUUACUUUUCCUAUCGAAAUAUCUUGCAAUUACAUUUGUUUUCUCGUUUUGAUUUUCUCCAGAGUUCUGCAAGACGAAAGAAAGUCAUAUUAUGAUACAAUGAAAGACAUGGCAUUCGUACUCAUCACCAAUGUUCCAUAUGUAUUAUCAUCAUGA
Adineta ricciae is the source of this 981-nucleotide messenger RNA. The record is from the annotation of a GenBank genome assembly. Lineage: Eukaryota; Metazoa; Rotifera; Eurotatoria; Adinetida; Adinetidae.